This is a messenger RNA of Protopolystoma xenopodis, 231 nucleotides long. NCBI's taxonomy places the organism in Eukaryota, Metazoa, Platyhelminthes, Monogenea, Polystomatidea, Polystomatidae. The record is from the annotation of a GenBank genome assembly.
AUGCCGCCACUAGGUCGGGGACUUCGUGGCCUUGAUUUACUAAUCGCCCUUCGGUCGGUAGCGCCCGGGUUGGUCUGGACAAGUUGGGCCGAACCUCCCGGCCCUUUGCUUCGGUGGGCUAUGAGCGGGUCCAAAUGUCUGACUCGCUCAACGCCUGAGGGGGCCGAGUCCGCAGAAACGAAUUCGGAUGAUAUGGUCGAGUACCUGGCCUACAUUCUUACAACUGCCUGA